Molecule: messenger RNA, 2190 nt
Organism: Protopterus annectens (West African lungfish)
Lineage: Eukaryota; Metazoa; Chordata; Ceratodontiformes; Protopteridae
Gene: AVPR1B
Product: arginine vasopressin receptor 1B
Exons: 3
Coding region: 332-1531 (399 amino acids)
Biological process (GO): G protein-coupled receptor signaling pathway; positive regulation of vasoconstriction; regulation of systemic arterial blood pressure by vasopressin
Cellular component (GO): membrane
Molecular function (GO): vasopressin receptor activity; peptide binding
Source: RefSeq, a predicted model, not a curated record
CUGACAGAAUAACAGCUUGGAAUUCAUUUAGGGAGAAACAAAAAGCGGUAAGUCGCAGCCUAAAUACAGCUAGCUGGAAAGUUAGCAAAAAACAAAGCAAGUCAAAUAUUACAACUAUUUGAAAUCAAAUUAAAAGCGUUUUGCUCAAGGUGGGUAAACAAUACCACUGCUGCUAAUUGCCAUUGAUUUUCUAGCCCCCCAAGAUUUAAGUGCAGAGAUUUACAACUUAAUUUAUUACGCUGUGUGGCUGUCAUUCUGAGCUGGUCAAUGGAAUAGCUGGAAAGCAUUCCUGCGUGUUGACUGAAGGAAAAGCUUGCAAUCUCAAUUUAGGAUGAUGAAGAGUGAGGUAAAGCAGGAUGCCAGCCUGACUGGGAACUGCACAGUGGCAGAUUACUAUCAAGUCAGUUGCAGAGUGGCUGGAAUCCUGAACCAGAGUACAUCCGCUCCUGAUGGACGGUCCAUCUCCUGUUUUCACAACGAAAGCUCCCUUCUCCCGAGGAAUGAGAACUUGGCCAAGGUGGAGAUUGCGGUGCUGGCUACUAUCUUCGUGGUGGCUAUGGCGAGCAACCUCGGUGUCCUACUUGCCAUGUACAGGAUGAGAAAGAAAAUGACCCGCAUGCACAUCUUCAUAAUGCAUCUAGGGUUCACAGACCUGGUGGUUGCCCUCUUCCAGGUGCUGCCACAGAUGAUCUGGGAGGUUACCUACAGGUUUGUUGGUCCUGAUUUCCUCUGCAGAGUCGUGAGAUACAUGCAGCUUCUUUGCAUGUUUGCAUCAACUUACAUGCUUAUUAUGAUGACAGUGGACCGUUACAUAGCUGUCUGUCACCCUCUGAAGACAAUCCAACAACCAAGCAAACAAGCCAACCUCAUGAUCGCAGUCACCUGGCUUGUUAGCGGCGCCCUGAGCAUCCCUCAGAUGUUUAUAUUUUCCCUUAAAGAAGUGAAGGAGGGUUCGUGCGUCUUUGACUGCUGGGCUACUUUUGAGUUCGAUUGGGGUAUCCAGGCAUAUAUCACCUGGACCACCUUAUCGAUUUUUGUUAUUCCAGUGGCAAUCCUAAUUGUCUGCUACAGCUUAAUUUGCUAUGAAAUUUACAAAAACUUUCGGUGCAAGACACAGACAAGGAAGUCAAAGAAUGGACUUCAGAACAGUCAGCUAGCUGCCUCUCGGGUUAGCAGCGUGAGGUCCAUCUCCAGAGCGAAGAUCAGGACAGUCAAGAUGGCCUUUGUCAUUGUCCUCACCUACAUCGCAUGCUGGACACCUUUCUUCAGUGUCCAUAUGUGGUCUGUAUGGGAUGUCAAUGCACCAAAAGAAGAUUCGGAUGACACUGCUUUCACCAUCACCAUGCUUCUGGGUAGCCUGAGCAGCUGCUGCAACCCCUGGAUCUACAUGGCCUUUAGUGGGCACUUCAUACAAGACAUCUUCAGGUACAUUCCCUGCUGUCGGAGGUUCCAGUACAAGCUAAGGAGACAAGGCUCUAAUGGUAGUCUAAGCUGUCGAAGAAACACCCUUCUGACCAAGCUAAACCACUGAAGCACCAUCAAGGCAUGUAAUCUGACAGCGAUGCACCGUCAGAAGCUAGUGGCUCCCAGAUAAACUGACCAGACUUGGAAACUUGAUUUACACAGGACAUAACCUCACCAUCUGUAAAUGAAAAAUAGAAAACCAGCAUUGUCAAUAAGCUGUUCUUUCUUUUAGUUUGGUAUUAGUGUUUUAAUUCCAAAACAAAGUAAUACAAUCAAGAGAAAUUAAUUUGACAAUGGUCCUCCAACUGUGUAUAGCCAGUAGUUUUCAAUGAAGAAUAUGGACGUCCACGAGUCUUCGGCAUAAAGAGGCUGUUUGCAUGUGGGCCUUAUGCUCUUUCCUUUUGAAUGACCUUCUCAUCUGAAGGUACGCAUGGAAGAAACAGACCAACUCUCUUUAAAGACUGCUAUCUGUAUAUUGUGUGAAGUAAUACUUUAAGUUAAACAACUUUACAGCAAAAACUAAAUUUAUUUCUAAUCUUUGUCUUCUAACUUUAGUUUCUGUAAUUCUUAGAAAACUACUGCUAUGGAAGUAUAAUGCAAUAGUGUUAUGAACUUUAUUUUGUUUCUUGUGUAAAGUUACCAUUGGUAUAACUAAAACAAAAUAAAGUACAACAAAGUAUAUCUGCUUUUGUCAAGAUGUGGGACUAUAGAAAUGCUCCCACAGGU